Messenger RNA from Peromyscus californicus insignis, 3372 nucleotides. It is a transcript of the gene Dgka, whose product is annotated as diacylglycerol kinase alpha. Gene Ontology annotation, molecular function: ATP-dependent diacylglycerol kinase activity; calcium ion binding. The record is from RefSeq and is a predicted model, not a curated record. The transcript has 24 exons. NCBI's taxonomy places the organism in Eukaryota, Metazoa, Chordata, Mammalia, Rodentia, Cricetidae. Gene Ontology annotation, biological process: intracellular signal transduction; diacylglycerol metabolic process; lipid phosphorylation. Gene Ontology annotation, cellular component: plasma membrane. The coding region runs from base 1063 to 3153 and encodes 696 amino acids.
CUUCAGCUACUACCUUUGCCCAGACCCUUCUGUGUCAUCUGCCAAGGCCAGAGGGUAAAGUGCCAGGGCUGGGUAUGGAGAAAAGGUGAACACAGACAAUCGUGCUCAAUACAUCUGAACCUCCACCCUGGCCUUAAGGAAAGGAUAUGGAUUUUGAGAGAAAGAGGUGUGCAUAGACAAGUCUGAAGUGGAGCUGAGGAAUCCGGAGGAGAGGUGGGCAAUUGUUUCAGGCAGGGUCAAGCAAUGCGGAGCCAUGUGGAGAGGGAGAUGCACCUAGGUCUUAAGUUAGGAAGUGUGUCACUCUGGCCUUCCCCCUCAGGGUUCUCCUGAACGUGGAGUCAUUGAGUUGGGCAGGUGAGUCCAAGAUGACGAUUUGGAGACUGGAGGGCGGACCAAUUGCUGACCAGUUGCUGGGUGGUUCCAACCUGACCCCUACCUUGGCCUCCCGUGGGAGAGGCUGUGAAUAAUUAGAAAGAAGAGAAAAAUAGAAGUAGAGCUGCCCCAGGCGUGGGAAGACAGAAGCGUAGGAGUGGAGAAAGUGGCACAGACCAGAGAGCCCUGGAGAUAAAUCUGAAGCCCAGAAGAAGGCUGUGCUGGAAAGCUGGCAACAGCGGUGGUCUAGGGAGCGGCGGGAGGGCAGGCUGGUGGGGGGCGGGCAGUGUGUCGUCAGGAGCUGGGCGGCCCUGCGGCGGCCGCAGCUGCCUAGCCCGGGAGUCCAGUCCCGCUCGGGCUCCUUCGCCCCAGCUCCUCCGACGACGGUGAGGUGAGCUCUCCCGGGGCAAGGUAGGAGCCCCGCCAGCCCCGCCCCACUCGCACACUAUCGCACCAGGGCAGAAGGGCCGCGGAAGGGGCCGCCCCACCGGCUGGGUGAGGGCUGCCGCGUCCGGAGGAGGGAGGAAGCGCUGACAGCUGGAACCCGCUGCUGGAAGCGUUCGCGCUGGGACGCGGGGAGCUGCCGGAGGGGCUGGCUGCUGCAAGACCCGGGCUUACCCUCUGAAAAAGAAACCCCAGAAGCUGUAUUACCGGGCUCUCUUCGUGCUGCUCCUUGAGAAGAAAAAGAGGAUGGCCAAAGAGAAGGGCCUCAUCAGCCCAGAAGACUUUGCCCAGCUGCAAAAAUACAUGGAAUACUCCACCAAAAAGGUCAGCGAUGUUCUGAAGCUCUUCGAGGACGGGGAGAUGAGCAGAUAUCGCCGAGGAGAUGCCAUUGGAUACGUGGGAUUUGAGCAGUUCCUGAAGAUCUAUCUGGAAGUGGAUGAAAUUCCCUAUCACCUCUGCUGGUCUCUGUUUUGGUCAUUUCACACUAGUAGUAGUGAUCAAUGCUCGGAGGCGACGGAGACUAACGCCAGUAUGGUCUGUCUCAGUGAUGUCUCCUGCUACUUCUCCCUCCUGGAGGGUGGCCGGCCAGAAGACAAGCUAGAAUUCACCUUCAAGCUGUACGACAGGGACAGAAACGGGAUCCUGGACAGCUCGGAAGUAGAAAAAAUCAUCCUUCAGAUGAUUCGCGUGGCUGAAUAUCUAGACUGGGAUGUGUCUGAGCUGCAACCGAUUCUUCAGGAGAUGAUGAAAGAGAUUGACUACGAUGGCAAUGGCUCUGUCUCCCUAGCCGAGUGGGUCCAGGCUGGGGUCACCACUGUGCCGCUGCUUGUGCUUCUAGGGGUGGAUAUGACUAUGAGGGAUAAUGGGGAACAUAUGUGGAGACCCAAGAGAUUCUCCAGACCAGUCUACUGCAACCUGUGCGAGUUGAACAUUGGCCUCGGCAAACAGGGACUGAGCUGUAACUUCUGUAAGUACACUGUUCAUGACCACUGUGCCAUGAAGGCCCUGCCUUGUGAAGUCAGCACCUAUGCCAAGUCUCGGAAAGACAUUGGUGUCCAGUCACACGUGUGGGUUCGAGGAGGCUGUGAUUCUGGGCGUUGUGACCGCUGCCAGAAAAAGAUCCGAAUCUACCACAGCCUGACAGGACUGCAUUGUGUGUGGUGCCACCUGGAGAUCCAUGAUGAAUGUCUGCAGGCUGUGGGUCCUGAAUGCGACUGUGGGCUGCUCCGUGACCAUAUACUGCCUCCAUCUUCCAUCUACCCCAGGGUCCUGGCAUCUGGACAAGAUCGCAAACUGAAGACCACAGAUGAUACAACCCUCUGCAACAUUAAGGCUCUUCGGAUUGACCCUGUUCCCAACACCCACCCACUCCUAGUCUUUGUCAAUCUGAAGAGUGGAGGGAAGCAGGGGCAGAGGGUGCUUUGGAAGUUCCAGUACAUGCUAAACCCUCGGCAGGUGUUCAACCUGAAGGACGGUCCAGAGCAAGGGCUCACAUUUUUCAAAGACGUUCCUCAAUUCCGGGUAUUGGUGUGUGGUGGAGACGGCACAGUAGGCUGGAUUCUAGAGUCCAUUGACAAAGCCAACUUGCCCGUUGUGCCUCCGGUAGCUGUAUUGCCCUUGGGCACUGGGAACGAUCUGGCUCGUUGCCUAAGAUGGGGAAGAGGUUACGAAGGUGAGAAUUUGGGGAAGAUUCUCAAGGACAUAGAGAUAAGUAAGGAUGCUUCAAUUGCUCACCAAUUCCACCUCAUGCGAGAGAAAUAUCCUGAGAGGUUCAACAGCAGAAUGAAAAACAAGCUGUGGUACUUGGAAUUUGCCACAUCUGAAUCCAUCUUCUCAACAUGCAAAAAGCUGGAAGAGUUUUUGACAGUUGAGAUCUGCGGGAAGCCGCUGGAUCUCAGUGAAGUAUCCCUGGAAGGCAUUGCAGUACUGAAUAUCACCAGCAUGCAUGGCGGCUCCAACCUCUGGGGUGAUACCCGGAAACUUCAUGGGGAUACCAGUUCAAUCAACCAGGCAUUAGGGAACGUGGCCAAAAUCAUUACAGACCCCGAUAUCCUGAAAACCUGUGUGCCAGACAUGAGUGACAAGCGGUUGGAAGUAGUAGGAAUAGAGGGUGUCAUUGAGAUGGGCCAGAUCUAUACCAAGCUCAAGAAUUGUGGACAUCGCCUGGCCAAAUGCUCCGAGAUCACAUUCCGGACCACAAAAACCCUCCCCAUGCAAGUUGAUGGGGAACCCUGGAUGCAGGCUCCUUGCACAAUCAAGAUCACCCAUAAGAACCAGAUGCCUAUGCUCAUGGGCCCAGCCUCCAGCUCCUACAAUUUAUUUGGCUUUUGGAGUUGAGGAUACCCUCUGCCCUGUGCCCACCUCCCUGUUCCUGGAGAUUUCCCUCUAUGCUCUGUACAUUGCUGCCACAUGCUCCUGUCAGCCCAGAAGGAUGUUUCUCUCCUUCACAGUAUUUAUUACCCUGCACCACCUCACUGUUCCCACAGACACAUUCAUACCAAAAACACAUAACAUUAAAAGUGCCUCAUCUAAUAAAGUGUCUUUUUCCAUCACUGA